CCCCAUUCCUUCUCUAUCUGUGAACACGGAGCAGACCGAGUAACUACAAUGGCCAGAACCAAGCAGACCGCCCGUAAGUCCACCGGAGGAAAAGCUCCCAGGAAGCAGCUGGCGACCAAAGCUGCCCGUAAGAGCGCCCCGGCCACCGGCGGCGUGAAGAAGCCCCACCGUUACAGGCCCGGUACCGUGGCUCUGAGGGAGAUCCGCCGCUACCAGAAGUCCACCGAGCUGCUGAUCCGCAAGCUGCCCUUCCAGCGCCUGGUGAGGGAGAUCGCUCAGGACUUCAAGACCGACCUGCGCUUCCAGAGCUCCGCCGUCAUGGCGCUGCAGGAGUCCAGCGAGGCUUACCUGGUCGGCCUGUUCGAGGACACCAACCUGUGCGCCAUCCACGCCAAGAGGGUCACCAUCAUGCCCAAAGACAUCCAGCUGGCCCGCCGUAUCCGCGGAGAGAGGGCUUAGACUGACCUGAGACCAGCCGAGAGGCAACACAACGGCUCUUUUAAGAGCCACUCACAGACUCUGACUGAGCUGACGGUCCUGUUGAUUUACAUGAAUAUACAAGAUGCGUUUUAAAAUGUAUCUUAACAGUACAUGCUGCUGCACCAGAAGACCACUCCAUAAAAGAUGGCUGAUGCCACCACCGAGUCGAAGAAGGUCUUCAGGAGUGCUCCCCUUAUUUAUAAAUGUCCUAAUUUUAUCCGUUAUGUUCUUCUGGGAAAAAGCUGCUGUCUACAGAAGCAGCAAUUUAUGACAAACUACUGAUCUAUGGGAUAAUUGUUUAUUGAACCGUAAUUAAUUUAUACAAAUUCCUGUGUAAAUCUAUAUCUGUAUUUUCUAAAAUAAAAUACUUUUAAUCCUA
Molecule: messenger RNA, 859 nt
Organism: Cyclopterus lumpus (lumpfish)
Lineage: Eukaryota; Metazoa; Chordata; Actinopteri; Perciformes; Cyclopteridae
Product: histone H3
Exons: 1
Coding region: 49-459 (136 amino acids)
Cellular component (GO): nucleosome
Molecular function (GO): DNA binding; structural constituent of chromatin; protein heterodimerization activity
Source: RefSeq, a predicted model, not a curated record